GUUAUCAUACACUAUCUCUAUUUGCGUAGGUAAAUUUUAUCGAUUAGUAUCGACAAAUUAUUUGCGGUGGGUCGAGUAGGUAUAUAUUUUCAAAUACAAUUAAAAAAAUAUUUUUUGGUUGGUUAUUAGAUUGUGAAUAUACAAGAGCUGUAACAUUAUGGUAGACAAGGAAGAUAUCAAGAUUAGACGGGCGCGUGCUGAUGAAGAAAACGCAGUUCGAGAUCGUCUUCGAGCAUCCUUUUACAAACAAGAACCUACUUGUGCAUCUCUUGGAGUAGUAACGGAAGAACGACCAAUUUGUCCCGAUUUGGAGUCGUAUACACUACAGUAUUUUAAUAAAGGUUUAAAUCUUAUUGCAGAAUAUAAUGGACGGAUUGUGGGAGUUUGUCUUACUGCACUAUUGGAAAAAGAUAAAUAUGAGUUCGAAGAAUACCCUGUAACGGACAAAAAAUUUGAAAAAAUCUUACGAAUGUUAGAGUACGCAGAAAGGAAAGGUGAUCUCUUCAACAGAUUUCCCGAAGUUAAUAAAAUACUCUCUAUUGUUGUCCUAUCUGUUGAUGCAUCUCUUAGAGGCAAAGGAAUUGCAAAGAAGCUUACCAAUGAAUCAAAACAACUGGCCAAAGAACAUGGAGCCCAAAUGAUGUUUCUGGAAUGCAGUAGUUUCUUUUCAGCUGCUGUGGCCAAAUCUUUGGGAUACGAGUUAAUAUGGUCAAUGGAUUACGAAAACUACAAAGUUAAUGGUGAAGUAGUACUAAAGCCUGCUCAUCCCCAUAAAGCAGUGCAACUAUUUGUGUAUAAACUGUAAUAUAAUUAAUUUAAAGUGGGGGAAGUCAAGCCGAAUGUCAAUAAUGUAAAAUAUUUACUGAAAAAGUAAUAAAUAAUAAAAAAACUA
Molecule: messenger RNA, 892 nt
Organism: Diabrotica virgifera virgifera (western corn rootworm)
Lineage: Eukaryota; Metazoa; Arthropoda; Insecta; Coleoptera; Chrysomelidae
Product: arylalkylamine N-acetyltransferase 1
Exons: 4
Coding region: 158-805 (215 amino acids)
Molecular function (GO): N-acetyltransferase activity
Source: RefSeq, a predicted model, not a curated record